Colletotrichum karsti is the source of this 1527-nucleotide messenger RNA. RefSeq lists its product as uncharacterized. The transcript has a single exon. The record is from RefSeq and is a predicted model, not a curated record. Bases 1 to 1527 code for a protein of 508 amino acids. NCBI's taxonomy places the organism in Eukaryota, Fungi, Ascomycota, Sordariomycetes, Glomerellales, Glomerellaceae.
AUGAAGGGUCGGAAGGCAGGCGGCUCCAAGCCGCACCACGACGUCACCAUCGUCAAAGACACCGACGACGCCUCUUCUCAUACGGCAGUCACCAUCGACUCAGACUCAGACGCCAGUAGCACAAUCACCCUGGUCGACUUCUUCCCGGGCCUGACCCUUGACAGCGACGAAGCCGGCGACACCUCCGCUGAAUCAACAGAUGCUACGAGCUCGCAGAUCAGCAGCAGCGCCGACAAGCCCUCCACUGAUGGAGACAGCGAGGCUUGUGCCAAGGAGAAGAAGUCGUCCGACGUCAAUUGCCUCGUAGUGAGGAAGCAACGGAAGAAGAGCAAAGCCGCCCAGUCAGAAACCGAGUCCGCAGAGUCGUCAACCGUCGAGAGCACCAGCGGCGAAGAGUCAACUUCUGAGGGAGUCUCAUCUGAGGCUAGCGGUAGCAAACCGGCUAUGGCAGAAUCCACAACGUCCGGGGAGACCUCAUCUGCUGGGGACAGCCAGACUGACGGCGCAUCUUCGAGCGCGGACGCCUCUUCCAGCGGGGACGCCUCUUCCAACGCGCCGUCAUCGAAUCCUGGCAAUUGGACACCCUCGGAGGAUGCCUUGAUCCUCAGCAUGAAGGAGGGCGGUGAGACAUGGGCGUCUAUCGGCAAUGCCAUUAACCGCGGAAAGAAUGAAGUCAAGAAGCGCUGGCACGUGGUAAAGGCGAACAACGCAAACUCGACUGAGUCUGGCAAUGACGCCAAGACCGAAACUGAGAAGACGGAAGACUCGACUGAGGAGAAGAAGCCCGAAGCCAAGACGGAGGAACAGAAGCCCGAGACCAAGGCCGAGAAGAAACAGAAGAAGAAGGCCAAACAGGAGCAGACUACCGAAUGCACAAAGAAGAAGACAAAGGAGCCCAAACAGAAGGAGGCAAAGGAGGAUGCUGUCGUCGAAUGCACCAAGGCAAAGACCAAGGAACACAAGCAAAGGCACAAGAAAGCCGCCAAGGAGGAACCAGCACCCGAGGAGUCUGAGUCUGAAGAGGAAGACGACGAGAACAGUUCGUCCUCCUACCGUGAACGCAUCAACCUCCUCCGCGACACCGAGUCCGAGUCCGACUCUUCGUCUUCCGCUACCAGCGAAGACGAUGCCGACAAGCCCGGUUACUACGAGCGCGAACUCGUCCGCCAGGAGCGCUACAUCCGCCGCCACGUCCACCCGGCCCUGUACCCUCCCAAGGCCGCCGUCCCCGUCCGCGCCCCGAGCCCGGCGGACAAGCAGCAGCGCCGCGACGACAAGGUCCUCGCGGCCGUGGCCUCGAGGCGCGAGGCGACGCGGUGGCUCGAGAUGCAGGCCAACUUCUUCAACGUCACGGGCCGCAUGGUCCCGCUGUACGCCAUCAAGGCCCGCUGCGAGGCCGAGGAGGACAGGGGCAAGGCCGCGGGCGUGAGAAGCUGGGCUUCCUCCGUGGCGGGCAGCCACGAGCUGCUUGACCCCUCCGAGCGGCCCGAGAUCCCGGAUGAUGCGCUCCUCAGCGACGAGGACUGA